This is a messenger RNA of Camellia sinensis, 941 nucleotides long. Its product is annotated as large ribosomal subunit protein uL5. The record is from RefSeq and is a predicted model, not a curated record. Gene Ontology annotation, molecular function: structural constituent of ribosome. NCBI's taxonomy places the organism in Eukaryota, Viridiplantae, Streptophyta, Magnoliopsida, Ericales, Theaceae. Gene Ontology annotation, biological process: translation. Gene Ontology annotation, cellular component: ribosome.
CAUCAAAAGGGCAUUGUUGUAAUUUUGAAACCCAAGAGGAUCAAAACCCUAACCCUAGUUCACUCCCUCUAUCCCAUAUUAGGGUUUCUUCCUCAUUUUGCCUCACCCCGUCGCAUUACCCACAUCUGCCUCUGCAACCUCAACCUCAAGCCAUGGCUUCGGAGAGGAAGCUAUCGAACCCGAUGAGGGAGAUCAAGGUCCAGAAGCUCGUCCUCAACAUCUCCGUUGGCGAAAGUGGAGAUCGCCUCACCAGAGCCGCUAAGGUGUUGGAGCAACUUAGUGGGCAAGCCCCUGUUUUCUCCAAAGCGAGAUAUACUGUAAGGUCCUUUGGGAUCAGGCGUAAUGAGAAGAUUGCUUGCUAUGUCACAGUCAGAGGUGAGAAGGCAAUGCAACUCCUGGAGAGUGGAUUGAAGGUGAAGGAAUAUGAGCUGCUGCGAAGGAACUUCAGUGAAACUGGCUGUUUUGGCUUUGGUAUUCAGGAGCACAUUGAUCUCGGAAUUAAGUAUGAUCCUUCCACUGGCAUUUAUGGAAUGGAUUUCUAUGUUGUCUUAGAACGCCCGGGCUAUCGUGUUGGGCGUCGCCGUAGGUGCAAGUCUCGUGUUGGAAUUCAGCACAGGGUCACAAAGGACGAUGCCAUGAAGUGGUUCCAGGUCAAAUAUGAGGGUGUGAUCCUCAACAAGUCCCAGAAUAUUGGGGGUUAGUCUUAAACAUGUGGCAUCAGUUGAGUUCUAAGUUUUGAAGUAACCUAGUUUUAAGUUUUUGGAAGUUGUGGGUAUGUUUUUCUGUAGACUACAUGAUAUAUUUUGCCAUUUUCAAGAGAUCUGUUUCAGUUGGUACUAUUAUGUUUGUUCAAAUGUUGAAUCCAAUUGGUAUUGUUUUGAGAAUGGAUGCUAAUGAUGUUUGAAAUCUUUCUAGUAUGAACAAUCAGAUAUUUACUAAAA